Messenger RNA from Tetrahymena thermophila SB210, 771 nucleotides. RefSeq names its product transmembrane protein, putative. The record is from RefSeq and is a predicted model, not a curated record. NCBI's taxonomy places the organism in Eukaryota, Ciliophora, Oligohymenophorea, Hymenostomatida, Tetrahymenidae. The transcript has 10 exons.
AUGAAAGCUGCUUCACAAGAAGAUCAAAACGAAUCAACUGCAUUAGAAAUCAAUAAAAGUUUUAUUAAAAUAAGUGCUCAAGAUUUAGUUGAUAUUUAUGAAAAAAUUAGUUAGCAAAAAGAUUUAAUUUCUUUAAAAUUAGAACUUGUAAAUUGCCAAUUACAAAACGAUAAUUUAAAUAGAUUAACUGAACAUAUAGUAUAAAAUGUAAAUCUACAAAAGUUACAAUUAUAUUUAGGAUGUAAUUAAAUCUAAACCUAAGGGAUUUAUAAUAUGAGCUAAUAAGUUGCUGACCUCAUUAAUCUAAAAUAUCUAGUUCUUUCCUUUGGAAAUUGUUAAAUUGGAUCUCUUGGGUUUUUACAUAUAGCUUAUGCUAUUUCGAAGUUAACAAAUAUAAAGAUAUUAAGGGUAUACCUUUGGAAAUGUACACUAAAGAAUGAUUAUAUGAACUAAAUAGCUGAGUAAAUUUAAUGUUGGAAAAAUAUUCUAUAUUUAAGUCUUGAUUUAAGUAACAAUAGAUUAAACAACGAAGGAGUAAUAGCUAUUGCAUAAUCUUUAAGUAAAUUAGAAAACUUAAAAAGUCUAUUACUAAACAUGGAAUAUAACUUUUAUGACUCUUUUGGAUGUUUUGAAAUUGUUAAGUAUUUAAAGUUACUAAAAAAUUUACUCUACCUGAAUUUGAAUUUAUUGUCUCUUACUAUCAAUAGUUAGUCUAUAUAACUUAUUCAGUAAAGUUGUAAAAAAAUGAAGAAAUUGGUUUUCUUUCGAUGA